GUGAGCGUCUACAGGACCCCCACGACCAAUGGUUGAGUCUCAUCUCCGAAACUGAUGCAACGCGUCAGAGAUGCUGUAUAACCUGCGCGCAGGAGGACAGAGAUACCGACACCAACGGAGCGCCUGGAAUCAAGCACACUCCUGCUUUUUACCGAUCGAUCAAAGGGAGGCACAGUAAGCAGCAGGCCAGAGAUGCUCUCCCACUGAGGUUGCACCCUGCCCUGUUGACAUGGCAACCAGAAGGAAAAGCUCGACAUCAAAGGGAGGAGGUGUGCAUUUCCCUGAUGAUACAGAGGCGGAUGCUCUCAGUGAGACCUGUGAAGACACACAGCAGGACAAGGUCAUCGUUGCUGUAGCAGAACCAGAUGGAGCUUACAUGGUCAAAGCAGGAUUCCUCAGAAGCCAUCAUAAAUACAAGAUUAUCUUCUCCCUCCCACAAAUCCCCACUCUGGGCAAAGACACCUCCCUCUCGCCAGCAUUGCGGACCACACCCAAGCCCCGCCUACGAGCCACCCGCAUCAUACCACGCCCUGAAGGGGGCAUGAAGGUUGUGUGUGAGUACAGUGCACAACAGGAAGGAGUGGUACAGGAGGAGCUCACACUGGUCAACCGUAGCAGACGGGACAGUAGUGUUAGAGUUAGACUGCAGGCCCGAGUGAUGGACCGCCAUCAUGGGACACCCAUGUUGCUGGAGGGAGUGCAUUGCUUGGGGACAGAGAAAAAUAUUGCCUCGGAAGCCAGUGACCGAAAGAAGAUCUAACCAGAGGCCUCCCUUUGAUGCAUAUUUGACCAAACCCAGACUGGAAUAAGGAAAUGACCACAGCGCUUCAGAAUCUACUCUCACUGCUAACUGCUUCUCACACUAUUUCUAGCAAUUUGCACAACAUGGCUUUUCAGCUUAAAGCUCAGCACUGCGUUCGAUCCACGCUUCAGCCAGCUAGUCUUGAUGUUGGACAUAAAAAAAAGAUAUGGACUUCAAUAUAAUGCAUUACAACAGAUCACUGGGAAUGGAGUUAGAAUGCACUGUAGCAACUCAGUAGUAAGAGCAGCAGUACUGAAGCCUCCAGCUGAGGACCAGAGGGCUGUUGCAUGUUCAGAUCAGAACUCAGAACUGUUGCAUGUUUAAAAACAUGAGAUGCAAAGCUGCCUGGGACCAGGGUUUCUACUGUUCCUGCAAAAGUCACAUAAAGUGAAGUUUCAGGUAUAUACCCCCUCAUCUUCUGAAAUCAUAAUUCAAGCCCAGAGAAGGUAUACUCUUUAGUCUUUAGGUGGGAUGAAAACCUUUUACUUAGGGUCUUUUCUAAGAACUGAGGAGCAAAAGAGUAUUUGCCUUUAAAGCAAAUAUUUUUUUUAGAUUUGUUCUGGGGUUUUCAUUAAAGCCAGAAAGCACUACUGCACUGAUAAGAAAACAGAGCAGAUCCGAAGAUAUACAUGUAAGAUACUGUUAAGUAUUGGACCAAAAUCCUUCACAAAUCCUCCAUUAUAAAGUUAUUUAACAAAUAACUGCAUUAUAUUUGAUUUGUACACAGGACUUUUAUCAACUCAGUAAUCACAAUAUCAUAUUUGAACACUUUUCAGCUAAGUCACUAAUAAAAAAAAGGCUACCAACAAACACUAAUGCAAACUAAUGGGGAGAUUUUUUUAAAACUAUUUUCCAUUAGCUAUUUUGCCAUUACUAAUAGGUUAUGUAAUGCAUAGUCUUCUGUGGAUCAUAUAUUCAUUUUGACAUACCGUUCAGCAUUGCCAGCACAUUCCAUGAGAAAUCUCUUAUUGUAAUGUAAAUCUCUUAUUGUAAUGUAAAUUGUAAAUCUCUUAUUGUUUAGGCAAAAGCCUGAACUAUAGAUUUUGUUUACUUGUUUGAAUGCUUUGACAAUGAUUAAACAUUCUACUAGAGGGUG
Molecule: messenger RNA, 1898 nt
Organism: Electrophorus electricus (electric eel)
Lineage: Eukaryota; Metazoa; Chordata; Actinopteri; Gymnotiformes; Gymnotidae
Gene: btr01
Product: bloodthirsty-related gene family, member 1
Molecular function (GO): protein binding; zinc ion binding
Source: RefSeq, a predicted model, not a curated record